This is a messenger RNA of Bombyx mandarina (wild silkworm), 6078 nucleotides long. Its product is annotated as GTPase-activating Rap/Ran-GAP domain-like protein 3. Gene Ontology annotation, molecular function: GTPase activator activity. Lineage: Eukaryota; Metazoa; Arthropoda; Insecta; Lepidoptera; Bombycidae. The record is from RefSeq and is a predicted model, not a curated record. Gene Ontology annotation, biological process: regulation of small GTPase mediated signal transduction.
AAUACGAAAGCAUUCAAUUUAAUUUAAUGAAGACAUUUAAAUAUUCAUGUUACUGAGACCGAACAAACUUACCACUAAAUUUAUACGCGAAAAUUGCAAUUGGCUACUGAAAAUCGCAGUUAAUGAUGGACUUGGAAAAUCUAAGACGUGUUGACUGAGAUGGAGAGACGCGCUGAAGACGGAAGACUACGCCCUCCACAGCUUCAAGAGACAGGUCCCUCGCCGUCGUGGGAGCAGUUCGUCAGAGAAUCGUUAGUUCAGGCCGCGUGGCCUGUUGCACUCGUGGCGCCCCCACGACGAGCACUCACUGUGGACCACCACUCGUCAGCGAGUGAGCUGAUAACAAGACGCGGCGUUUUUUCCAGACGACAAUAUGGUUCCGUUGAACAGUUAUCAGGCACAAGCGACGGUGGUGGCGCUUUGGAUGCAGUGGUGCGCCGUUACCGGCUCGAAAACGGGAACUCUCUCGGCGAAAAGGAUGAAUUGUUCGGACCGCCCAGCGCGCCCGUCCUUGAGAACCCUGAGUUCCAAACAAGAUGGUACUUCAAAUACUUUCUUGGUAAAAUGCAUCAGAAUUACAUCGGCGUCGAUGGAGCGAGGGAGCCAUAUCUUCUCAGCGUUGUUCAGGAAGGGGGAGCAGGACUACUACGUGCCAUACUUUUUAACAAAAUGGGCGCACACAAAAUAUAUUUGCCACCGAGUGCCUGGAGUGGAAGCGGUGGUCAAGCAACAAGGCCGACGGUAAAACAAAUACUAGCCCAGUUUCCAGCUAUGGAGAAAGUAGACAAAGUACCGAGAGAGAUCACAUGCGCCGAAAUUCAGAAAGACGUUCUGCUGCUCGAAGAGCAAGAAGGCUCUGUGAACUUUAAAAUAGGCGUGAUGCUAAUGAAUCCAGGUCAGAAAACUGACGACGAGAUGCUUUCGAACGAGAAGGGCGACGAGAAAUGGGAACGAUUUAUUUCACUUUUGGGUGAUAAAAUUCGAUUACGAGGAUGGAACCGUUUCCGAGGCGGCCUCGACGUUAAAGGUGAUAUGACUGGCAGCCAUUCCAUUUACACGAUGCAUCAAGGACACGAAAUUAUGUUUCACGUCUCAACGAUGUUACCGUUUUCAAAGGAUAACAAACAGCAGUUGGAAAGAAAACGGCAUAUUGGUAAUGAUAUCGUGAAUAUAAUUUUCUCGGAUGACUCCGUCCACAAUACCUUCAACCCGCAGUGCGUUAAAAGCCAUUUCACGCAUAUUUUUGCCGUUGUAUCUGAAGUGGAAGGAGCGGGAUAUAGGUUGAGUGUUUACAGCGAUGACACGGUACCCCCAUUUGGACCUUCGCUGCCUUGUCCCGCAAUCUUCAGCGAUCCCCAACUCUUCAGGGAAUUUUUACUGGUGAAAUUGAUGAAUGGAGAGAAAGCCGCGUUUCAAACUCCCACUUUUGCAUUGAAACGACAAAGGACUCUUGAUACAUUGAUAAGGGACAUCUAUGCAGAGCAUUGUGCAGACCACAAAGUGCCCAUGUUGUCACGACGCGCGCUCUCUGACGUCUGGUCCGGAGGUGCUGGGGCAGGAGCCGGGGCGGCGAGAACCGAAAGAUUCUUACAUGUUGGUCAAGCUCUUAAACUAGACGCGGUCUUAAGAGGCGACGCCCCAACCAGUCUUGUUUCUACAGGUUGCGGUGGCUUAAGACGUGCACCUUGGGAAGGUCGCGUGUGGAGAGCUGCUCCUCUUCCAGCAUCUCCUGUUUGCGCUGAACAAUUAGCAGAAGGACGACUACUCCUGUCUACUACCUCAAAUACUUAUAUUUUAGAAGAAAGUGGAACUACACGCGUAGUCCUCAGAUGGGAAGGUUGCGUGCGUGCGGCGCGUGUGAGCGAACGCGCUGGCUUGUUCCGCGUUGGAGCGCGUGUUGUGGCAGGCGGGGGCUCGACCACGGGAGGGGCCGGCGGUGCGGGAUUGUACGCGCUACCACUGCCCGAACUCUGCGCCGGCGCCUGGGCAAUGCGACCGCUGCAGGACUGUAAACACGCACGACUGCCGCGUACCAAGACCGCUCAAUACUUCGAUGUCCUGGAGUCAGUUAACGGAAAUAAGACAACACUAGCAAUAGCAGUCGGUAGAAGAGUGAUGCUCAUGAUCGAAGAAGUUAAGGCUGACUAUGAAAUGGGAUUCGAGUACGUACAUAUCAAGGACAUUCAAUUAAGCGAAACGCCGACCCUCAUCAAGCUGAUGGACGGUGAAGUUGAAACAAUGGUGGUCGGCUACAAACACCAUUGGGAGAUUCUCGACACAAACAGUGGCCAAGGUGUGAAAAGAGCCGAAAAUUCCGAAGACCCUGGAACCCGACGCGGGACUCUAGUCAAUGCUCUGAGGAUUGGCGACGAAAGAGACGGACAAAUUGUAUUAUGUUACAAUCAUACAUGUCACUUUGAGAGGCUAACAAGCAAAGGAUUAGAGAGCGACGGAGAAUAUGACUUUCAUUGGACCACAGUUCCCGCUGCCAUCGUUUGUGCUUUUCCAUAUAUAAUGGCCUUCGCGGAAGAUUUACUGGAGAUACGAUUAGUGGCAAACGGUUCUCUGGUGCACGCAGCCUGCAUACCGGGCUUAAAGCUUCUGUGCGGACGAAUGGAUAUAUUCUACGUGGCCUGUGCCCCGGAAUACGUACCAUUGAGCCGUGAGAUAGACCCGUGCUUGAGUCUGCACGACUACGAACUAGUCAAGCAGAUGAACAAACAAAGCGGCCCGUAUUCACUGGAUGAAGAUGAAAACCACGAAAAUAAAGGCGACGCGGCUCAUGCGAAUCGAACAUCCGAAGACAACUCAGCCUCGAGCAGAAGCAGCUCUAUAUCAUCAGAACAGGAGAACAUUAGGCCUCCAUUACAAAGGAUGGCGCCUAUAUCACCGCCUACGUCACCACAAGUAAUGCCAGAGAACAGUCGUUGCGUGCGUAUUUACAAAAUACCACAGAGUAACCUCAGCGCGGGUACUUACCAAAGACAGUCUGUGUCAGCCGAUCAAGUCGUCACCUCCUACUUUCCAGACAGACCAAACAGCAUCAGACAGAGACUAGCGGAGUUGAGAUUAGACAGCAAGUCUAGAGGAGGAGGCGAUGACGAAAAUUUGUGAAUGAAUCAUGUUUCAUCAAAUGUACGAUGAAAAUAAGCCGCUGCACAAUUUUAAAUUCGUUUGUAAAAUAAAACAAAAAGGUUUUAGAAUAGCUUGUUAAAUGAGGUUAACUCUAUCGAAUGUUGUAAACGUUGACUUAUUCCAUUAAAAUAGAAUAUAAAAUUGAAUACAGUUACAAUUAGACGUGUAUAUUCAGAACGUAUAUUUUUUAAAUAAAAAUUGUUGGUGAUAAAUGCGUAUUAUAUUGUUAUGGAUCGAUGGGAUUAAUGUGAUCUUUAAAGUAAGUACAACGCAACACAUCACUCUUCAAUCGGUACUUAGUAAUAUAAGUAAUAAGUGGGCUAUUGAACGCGUAGCCUUCGCGUAUGAAAUAUGUAAAAAAAUGUGCAAAUUCACAAAAAAAUCAUAAUAAAUUUUAUGAAUGUUGUUGCAUAGGAUGAGCAUGUUGAAUGAAAUUAGAAAAGUUCAGAAGGACGAAAAUGUAAAAUUUAAUCCGAUUAAUGUCGGAAGUACUACAUUGAUAUUACAAUGACAUUAACCAUUAGUAGGUACCCUAUUCUUAGAUCUGAUUAAAAUAUUUUAUUAAGUGUGACAAAGUAUUUAAAUCUGAAAAAAAAGAGAUUCGCAUUUGGUCCACAUUUCCAUCUUUCAUUUAUUUCAAAAACACUUACUUGAUUCGCCAUCUAAACUAGUCUUUGUUGAUAAUUAUAUGAUAUUUAUAACAUUAUCCAUUAACUUUAAUUUCCAUUUUUUAAAUUUAAAAAUAAUAUAGCUAUACUUAAAGAUGCAUUUGUACAACUUGUAUUUGGGUAUACUAAAUAAGCAUUUGUUAUUCUUAAGAUAUUCUUUGAGUCACUUGACUUGGAAAACUUUAAGACAUAAAGUGAUUUAUAAAUAGUGGAUAGAAUUUAAGUAAUAAAUGAAUGUAAGUGUACAAGAGGGCGAAACUCCAUAGUUUUAAAUAAAAUAUUGCUAUUAUUAUAAUAGAUACAUGAUAGCUCGACUCUACUUUGCCCACAACAUGUUUCCAAAUUUCAAUGUUGUGCUUCAUACAGUAAAAAUAACACGCACAAUUUCUCAGUAAAAUUGCGGAAUCGAUAACGGUUCCUUUUCCUAAAGAUAACUUCUAACCGUAAUUUCAAAUUAUUCGUGCAAAGCAUAAUCUGCGGGAAUAAUAAGUGUUUUCCUUGUCGCCUUGUUUCUGCAUCGCUUGAAUAAAAUUAGUGCCCGCAUUAUUUUUUUCUUUUCUUGGAUUAAAUAAUUAAUUAACUUUAACUAAUACCAGCAGUUUCCUAAUUUGCGAACAAAAACAUCUCACUUUAUUCCCCUACCUAACCGAUAUUAGUCGAUAGCCUACUACUAUUCCAACAACGCGCUGACGGAAUCAUCUCACACUACCCCUAUGACUUUAGUCAUUUAACACUUAGGUACUAGGUAUAUAGUAGAUGAUAAUUUAAAUUAAAUAAAUAAAAAUCCGCAGUACUUUCUUACUCCAUAAUAAUAAAAACGAUUAAUUUUAAUAAUCCGCGCUGUCCUACUAAAUAUUUCUAAUACAUUUAUACCUAAGCAAAGUAAACUUUAGUGUACAAUGUUUUGGGUAACUAUUACGUACAAUUUAUCAGUAAUGUAUUACUCAAAGAUAGUAAAAAUCAAAUCAGUUUAUUUUAAAUGCUAUCGAACGCAGAUAUUCAAAGCACGGCACACCGAAUGUUCUUCGUAUCGUUGGUCUGUUCAAACUUAUUUUUGAAACCUCAUUUAAUUUUGAAGGACAAUUAACAGCGGAGAUACCAGUCAUUAAAUAUAGCUACCGGUCAUUGUAACAUUGUAGAAUGAGACAUAUAGUUACUUGCACAUACAAGCUGAAACUAAAAGUGUGCAUAGAAUACAUUCAAACAAUUUCUAUAGUGUUUAAGAAUUCAAAGAUAAUUUGUGUACAUACAAUUUGAAAAUAAUACAAUUUAUAAACUAUAUAAAAAAUAUAAUAUUAAUAUUCGACGAAAACAUCGACGGCGCCGAUGUAAUUUCUGCUACAUUAGAGUAAGACCCUAAUAAUUAAAGAGUACCUACUUUAGAGUAUCUCUUUAAAAGACUAUUUUGCGAUCCAUCUUUGGCUAUCGCACAACUAAUUUGUUAAUACCAUAAACUCUAUCGUAUUGUUCGCAUUUUAAAUAAAUCAUAAAAUGUAUUUUAUAAAAUCAUUACCAGUAAAGAAGUGCCAUCCAAAAGAUUCGGUUAACUACCUUAGAGAUAAUAAAUUAAUAUUUUGCGAUGCAAGCGAAUUGAAUAUUUAAAUUAAGAGUAAAUACUAAUCUUCUGUGUAAGUUUAUGUAUUCUAGUAGUCAUUUUUGAGUAAAAAAUUAAUAAUGUUAAUAGAGAUUCUGCACUGGAUUUAAAAGUGUAAUACGGCACUGGACGAUGUAAUAUUUACUGAAUAGUUUAUUUGAUACCAUUAACAAAUACCUAUGAUGAUUGUAAAAUAGUUACAUAAUUUACAUAUUUUGGAAAUAUAGCGGAAAUUAAACCUCUUAAUUACCUAAUUGUAUCUUUUUAGGAAUCAUCAAAAUGAUUAAAGAGUUUUAAUCUCAUCAUAAACGUUCAUUGUGCUCAGUGCGACUUUUUUAACGUUCACGAUAGCGUAAAAGUUAACUCAAUUUUGUAUGCAGUUGGUACAGCGCCCCUAGCGGCAAACGUAGGCAAACGAUCCCAUUCCAUACAAUAACUUUUACGCUAUCGAGAACGUUAAAAAACUCGCACUAAGCAGACAGUUUUGUUUCAUAAUAAAAAGAUCGUGUAAUGUAUGCUUGAACAAAAUGGAUUAAAUUCAUUUUGUUCGCACAUUUAACGUAGGUACAAAAUAUUUACUUGAUAUGAUAGAAUUUUCUUUAAUACACCUGAUAAUUCUUCGUAGUAAUAGAUGUAAAGGCAGUGGCAUUAAUAUUGGUGUAAAUAAAAUUAUGACGCAGC